This is a messenger RNA of Camponotus floridanus (Florida carpenter ant), 1027 nucleotides long. It is a transcript of the gene Dh31, whose product is annotated as diuretic hormone class 2-like. Gene Ontology annotation, biological process: body fluid secretion. The record is from RefSeq and is a predicted model, not a curated record. The coding region runs from base 123 to 452 and encodes 109 amino acids. Gene Ontology annotation, molecular function: diuretic hormone activity; G protein-coupled receptor binding. The transcript is spliced from 4 exons. Lineage: Eukaryota; Metazoa; Arthropoda; Insecta; Hymenoptera; Formicidae.
GACGGUUUGCCUUCGCAGAGCCGUAUCCACCGUCGCUGGACGACAGACUAUCAUCCUCGCAGAAACUCCUCGGUAGACCCGCUUCUGUCAGCUUCCCGGCUUUUAUCAGCGUCACACACAAGAUGCAACCUAAAAUGACUGUCUUGUGCACACUGAUGGCGUUUGUGAUGGUCGUCGCAAUUUCGAGUCUCACAGUCGAUGCAAUACCGCACAGCCAUGAAAGUUACUGGGAUCAACAGGAUGACAUAGACCGAGACGAGUUUUUAGAGCUACUUUCUCGUCUAAGUCGCACCGUUAUGAACCGUCCCGAAAUGGAAAACAGCAAACGAGGAUUGGAUCUGGGUCUCAGUCGUGGCUUCAGCGGUUCUCAAGCGGCGAAACAUUUGAUGGGACUCGCGGCGGCGAAUUAUGCCGGCGGUCCCGGACGGAGGCGUCGCUCGGAACAGGCGUAAAUCGCAGACACGAUCGCUGAUGCAAAGAGAUUACUAUCCGUAAUAACUAUCCGUAAUAAUGUCACUUUUGACUCGAUCUUUCCACUUUGUCUCUAUCUCGAGCUUGAACCGCCACCAAUUUCGAAAUCGCCGUUGCCAGUGGCGUGACUGAAUGAGCAUGCAAUUAAAUCCUCUCUAUUAAUUAUUCCUGCUCUUUUCCUAAAUAAAUCUUAAUAGAAUGUGCAUAAAUAUGUACGCGUGUCCAUCUCUUUAGAACGUAAAUAGAAUAAGUUCGUUAUCAGUCUAAACUUGCGAUAAUAGUAAAUUAACAAUCGAUGUUGACAAAUUUAAUCAAUUUUUCAUCUCUCUCUAGCCUUUGCACUUAAAACUUUGUACAUUCCUCCAUUUAGUUGCACCACUGGCCGUUCGUGUCUGCUGCAUUGUUAAAUUGCGAAUUACUUUUUGUUUUAUAUCCUUUUUGUGGAAGUGAAUGUGUGAUAAUAUUGCUUGGCAGAGAUGCUUUCAUCUAAAAUUAAUGUAAAAUAAAAAGAGUACCUAUAUGCAUUUUUCAAAUUAUAUAAUGGAUACAAACUGGC